Messenger RNA from Suillus plorans, 315 nucleotides. RefSeq lists its product as uncharacterized. Lineage: Eukaryota; Fungi; Basidiomycota; Agaricomycetes; Boletales; Suillaceae. The record is from RefSeq and is a predicted model, not a curated record. The annotation marks the transcript as partial. The transcript has a single exon.
UACGAGUUGACCCCCAAGGACUGGAGUGCAGUCCAACUAGUCUCUGAUUGGCUGAAGGCUUUCCAUUUAGCAAUAACGCAAAUGUCAAUGACAAAGUGUUCGAUGCUAUCGUCCACUCAGGCCAUUUUCCAUGGAUUGCAGGAGUCUCUACAAGAGUCUCUGCACAUGUUGCCCAACAACACACCACCUUGUCUCAAAGACUCACUCAUCAAAGUACAUCGGAAACUGAGUAAUUAUUAUAUCAAGUUCAAUGGAUCACCAUUUUACAUAUGGUCCUCUUGUAAGAAUUCUUUUUGUAUCUACUGGUACCUGUAG